Molecule: messenger RNA, 4407 nt
Organism: Triticum turgidum subsp. durum (durum wheat)
Lineage: Eukaryota; Viridiplantae; Streptophyta; Magnoliopsida; Poales; Poaceae
Source: the annotation of a GenBank genome assembly
AUGGCCCAAGCCAUUGUCCAAAGCUCAUGCAGAAAGCUCAGAGCCGCCUUCGCCGUCGGAGACAAGGCCACCAGCUAUUUGCAGGAAAUAAUGGAGACGCUGGAGGCCAUAAACCCGCUGCUGGAGGACGCCGAGAGGCGAUGUCUUCGUUUUAGGCGUGAUGUCCCCAAAGAGAAAUCGGAAGAAAUGGAAACUACGCCGGAAGCCAUACAGCCGCUGCUGGAGGAUACCCCCCAGCAAAUGGAGGAGAAGAAGGUGCGGGACUGGCUGCGGCUGGUCGUGAAGGCCGCCUACAACAUCUUGGACGAGUUGCAAGACACAAUGACACCACCUGCACCCGCGCGAAAGUUCAUGAAGAUGAUGCCGCAUGCCAAAGUCCUCAAGAAGAAGAAUCUCAUGGCCGAUAAGAUGGAGAAGAUAAAAGAAGAAGUCUACAAGCUAUGGGUCGACAUGGAUGAAUUUAAUCUUAUGUCACCUAAUUCCGAUGCAACGAUCGAGCCACCACUUAUUUAUGUAACAGAGGACCCAACGAUUGGAAGGGAUAAACAAAUACAGAUCAUAAUGGAAAGUAUAUCUGUGAAAAAAGGGCACCACAUUACAGUUCAAAUUGGUGGGUGCCAGGAUGGCAGCAAGACAAGAUUAGCACAAAUGGUUUUCAACCAUACCCGACUCAAAGACUACUCUAGGGUAUGGAUCCAAUGCUCCAGAAAUCUUCACUUGCAUCAGAUAGGGAAGUCCAUAAUUUCUCAGGUGUCAGGGGAAGAGAUCAACGGUGGUUCCGAUGACAACAUGGAGUAUGUGAGCAAGCGCCUUCACCAAUUACUUGAUGAUGGUAUUAAGGUACUUGUUGUUUUAGAUGGCAUAUGGCUAUCACGGCAUGAUUGCGAAGAGUUGCAGGGUAUGUUAAGGGAAGGGAGCGAUCGUGGUGAGGUAAUCUUGAUAGCGACGGACACUGGAGAAAUGUAUUUUCGGAGUUGUAGUGAAUCGAGUGAGGACAUGUGCUGGACAAUAAUCAAGCAACGAAGUCACUUUGAAGGUAGAUUGUUUGACAAACAAGAGUUGGAGCUGAUUGGUGUAGAUAUUGCAAAAAAGUGUGAGGGUUCACAGUUGGUAGCUGAAAUGCUUGGUGGCGUGCUUCUCUACAAAGAUGCUACAGGAUGGGCAGAAGUAUUGAACAGUGAUAUAUGGGAAGAUGGCCAAAACGGUGAGCCAUUCCUCAUGUUAGCAUACACUAGUAUGCCGCCGAGCUUACGGCUAUGCUUUACUUACUUUGCGAUGUUCCAAAAUGGUCACACUAUAGCCAAAGAUGAUCUGAUUUAUCAAUGGACUUCUCUCGGUCUUAUUGAGCAAUCCGACAGAUUCUCUGCGAUACACCUUGGUGAGCAGUAUAUUUCAAUGCUUCUGGGCAUGUCCCUUCUUCAAACAACAAUGCCGGUUUCGACUACUGGAAGUGCUGAUAAGAGUACAACCUGGUUCACUGUAAACCAUAUGGUGCAUGACCUUGCAAAACAAGUUAUGCGUGACAUAUAUGAUACAGAGGAGACGUCUUAUCAGCAGGAAUUAUGCUCUAAUAAGGACUGCCGCUAUGUACUGCUUACCGAUUUGAAGUUAUCCAGUAAAUUGUCUGCCCAAAUAAGGGCUCUACGUUGUGUUGGCUCUGGCAAAAUGGACCUCAGCGAUGAUUCAUUUUCAUUUUCCAAGUGCUUGAGUGUCUUGGAUUUAAAUGGCACCUCGAUGCUGAACUUACCAAAUUCUAUCUGUCAGUUGAGGCAUUUGGGAUAUCUUAAUUUAUCAGGCUGCUCUGGACUACUCAAUCUACCGGAUUCACUUGGAGAUCUACUAAAUCUGUUGUAUAUUGAUUUAUCAGGCUGCUGCGGACUAAGAAAUCUACCUGAAUCAUUUGGGAAGCUAAUAAAUUUGGCGCAUAUUGACUUAUCGGGUUGCUCUCAACUAGUAAAUCUAUCGGAAUCAUUUGGGAAGCUCAGAAAUUUGUUGCAUAUUGACUUAUCAAGAUGCUCUGGACUUGUAAAUUUGCCAGAUUCAUUUAGGAAGCUGACUAGUUUGAAGCAUAUCGAUUUAUCAGGCUGCUUUGGAUUAGAAAAACUGCCGCAAUCAUUCGGGAAGCUAAUAAAUUUGGUGCACAUCAACUUAUCACAGUGCUCUGUAAUAGUUAGUCUAUCUCCGUCUUUUGGGAAGCUAAUGUAUUUGCUGCGUAUCAACCUAUCAGACUGCUCUGGAUUGGUAAACUUACCAGAAUCAUUUGGGAAUCUCACAAAUUUGGUGCAUAUCAAUUUUUCAGGCUGCUGUGGGCUAUUAAAUCUGCCUGAGUCAUUCGGAAAUCUAAUAAAUUUGUUGCACAUUGAUUUAUCAUGUUGCCAUGGACUAGGUAAACUGCCGGAAUCAUUUGGCAAGCUGAAAAAUUUGGUACACCUAGAUUUAUCAUUCUGGUCUUGUUUUGAAGCUCUUGGUGGCCUUACCAAUCUCCAGCACUUGAACUUGUCACACCCUUGCUGUUAUCUUGCUCAACAGCAGUCCUGUCUCGAAGGACUAAAAGAUGUUCUGGGCCAGCUCACCAAAAUAGAGUAUUUGAACCUAUCCAUGUUCCUGAAUCCUAUCUUUUACUCAGAGUCAGUAGAGCGAACUCAUGGAAUUAUUGAAUGUAUCAGUGGCUUUUCCAGUCUGGAACAUUUGGAUUUGUCUCAUAAUAGAUUUCUACAUGAUCUACCUGAAAGUUUAGGUGAACUCAACAAUCUGCAAACACUGGACCUCUCAGGCUGCAUUAGACUGAAGAGCAUAGCCAAAAGGAUAGGUGAAAUCAGGUCUCUCCAGUCGAUAAAUGUGAGGAACUGCCGCAGUUUGAAAAGUUGUGAGCUUGUGGUUAAACCUGAUAACGGAGAAGCAUAUAGUAACACAAACAUUGUUGAGCUCGAGAAUGCAAACUUGGAAGAGCUUGAGAUAAGCUGUCUUGAAAACGUGAAAUCUACUGAAGAUGCAAGGCAAAUACGUAUGGCACUGAUAGGAGUUGCUCAGAAGUGGAAACUUUGUUGGACUGCGGGCUCCCAAGGAUCCAUGGACGUCAAUGCUCUGUUAGGAGAAUUAGUGCCACUUCUGCAGGGCCUUGAGCUACAUGGUUACAAUGGCGAGACCUGCCUUUCAACCUGGUUGACAUCAACCAUAACUUAUUAUUUUGAUACUCUUGUAGAGGUUACUAUUGAGGCCAUCUCGAGGUGCAGCCGCCCACCACCACUGUUUUUGUUACUAAGCCUGCGGCGGGCAGUUUUUAGAAGGAUGGCUAGCAUCACAAGAUUCGAUGUCAAUGACCUAACUGAUGGAAACCGAGAAGCGCUCCAUCGACUCCCCAGGUUCACACUAGAGUUGGAUGAUAUGGAAAGCCUGGAAGAGUUCAAGACAACAUACGACAGAAAUGGAAAGGAGUGUAUGCUCCCGGCCAUUGGUGAACUGGUGAUUACGAAAUGUAACAAGGUGUGCUUCGUACCUUUCACGCCUAGAGCUCGGAAAUUGGUGAUCUCGGAGUGCAGCAAACUAAUGGUUCAUUCCAGAGGAGGGCACCCUCGUACCUCUGUUUCAGUAAAUGAACUAGUGGUGAAGAACUGCAAGAAAACUCUAUAUAACUGGCAUUUGCUUCACAGCCUCCCAGGCCUCCGUAGUUUAACUGUCAAAGAUUGCGACAAUCUGUGGACUAUACCAGAUACUAUUGAGGCCCUAUCCUCCCUCCAAUCUCUAUGCUUGUCCAAUUGCCGGGUGGACAAAGUACAACACUUGUCUGACCUCACCUGUCUCCGGGAAGUGAAGAUUGUGUCCUGCGAAGGGAUCGAUGAGUUCAUGCAGAGUUUGCAAAGACUCACCUCCCUUGGGUCGAUGCAUCUUAGUGACUGCGACAGUAUCACAUCACUGCCGGAAUUGUUAGGAGAUCUCACCAAUCUUGAGAAGCUUGCCAUCCACAGAUGCCCUGCCAUGGACUCUUUGCCGGGCAGCAUAAAUAAACUAACCAACCUGAAGGAUCUGCGUAUUUUGGAUUGUCCAAAAUUGAAGAGCUGGUGUGAAAGGAGGGAGAACAAGAAAAAAAUGGCUCACAUCCGACCAGACUAUGAAGAACAUGCUACUAGCAGGCCAGGCAGCAAGGACGAGGGAGAUGUGGAGGGUGAAUUGGAGGACUGGUCGGACGGCAUGGAGGAGGAGGAUGAGCCAGAGGCAGUAUCGACGGAUGCAGUGGAGAAUUCAGUGAUGACAGACGACACAAAUGUUGUAGAGGAGGUGACGAGGGAUGUGGACGCAGCAGUGGCAGCUGAUGUAUGCUUGGAGCUGCGAAUGGGACUGCCCAUAAAUGAAGAAGCCAUCCGAAUCGAAGAAGAACAAGAUGAAAUUUCUCUACGACUGUAUUUAUAA